Messenger RNA from Mytilus trossulus (common blue mussel), 816 nucleotides. RefSeq names its product 26S proteasome non-ATPase regulatory subunit 10-like. Bases 55 to 735 code for a protein of 226 amino acids. NCBI's taxonomy places the organism in Eukaryota, Metazoa, Mollusca, Bivalvia, Mytilida, Mytilidae. The record is from RefSeq and is a predicted model, not a curated record. Gene Ontology annotation, molecular function: protein binding. The transcript has 6 exons.
GUUUGUUAGGGGCCGACCUCGAUUUGGGCCGGAUCCACCCGAAAGCCCUAAAAUAUGGCGCUUACAAACCAGUAUGAUAUAUGCAAAUUGGCAUUUGAAGGCAAAACUGGAAUUUUAAAGAAGAGAAUCAAGGAAAAUACCGAACUGUCAAUUACUAAAGAUGAGACAAACAGAAUGCCUCUUCACUGGGCAAUUUCAGGUGGUCAUACAGAGAUUGUAGAAUUUCUCAUCAAACAAGGUGUGCCAGUAGAUGCCAGGGAUGAAACUGGAUGGACACCAUUAAUGAUAGCAGCAUCAGCAGGAAGAUAUCAGAUUAUUUUGAUGUUGAUAAGAAAUGGUGCACAAGUUAAUGCAGUCAAUCAGACAGGACAAUGUUCUUUACAUUAUGCUUCUUCUAAAAAUAGAUAUGAGAUAGCAGAAAUGUUACUUCAACAAGGUGCAGAUCCAGAUAUAGGGGACCAGUACAAUAAUACCCCUUUACACAGAGCAGCAUCUAAAGGACAUGUCAAAUUAGUUAAACUGUUAUUGCAAUACAAUGUUGAUGUUAAUUAUAGAGAUUCACAGAAUAGUUCACCAUUACACUGGGCAUGUGAAGAAGAAAGAGGUGAAGUGGCUCAACUGUUGGUAGAUCGGGGUGCUGAUAUUGCUGCACUUAAUAAGGAAGAGAAGACACCAUUGGACUUUGUAUCAGCUACCUUACGAAGAUCACUGGAAAACAGAACUAUCUGUCGAUAAAACUGAAAACAUAAUUUGUGUAACAUUGUUGAAUUGUCACAAGAGAAAUUGUUAAAUUUAAUAAAAAAAAAUCUCAAAACA